Messenger RNA from Copidosoma floridanum, 1805 nucleotides. RefSeq lists its product as uncharacterized. The record is from RefSeq and is a predicted model, not a curated record. NCBI's taxonomy places the organism in Eukaryota, Metazoa, Arthropoda, Insecta, Hymenoptera, Encyrtidae.
UUCGCUUUUAUGUGACCAGUUGCUGCUGAAGGGCAGGGAAAACUACAGGAGCCAGUUGACGAUUACAGAUUAUGCUGCCAAAGGGAGCAGCGCCCUUGUUGGCGCUGGUCCUGUGGCUGGCCGUCGCGGAAGCAGUACUCGACAACGACGCGCCGAUCCGCACGUCGUCACGCUUUUACGCCCAAAGAGACCAGCUCCACAAUUCGAAUGACCAAGAAAUCAGGCGUUCGUCCGGAGGGACCUCGGCUUCGACGAGGCGCGAGUCCAACUUCGACCCAAAUGUUCUUAAUCGCUUCCUUGAAGAUUAUGCCGACAAAAUCAGGCGCACCACCGAGAAGACGACGAUUUUUGGAUACGACGAGGACGCGAAGGUACAUCAUCAGGACGACCAAGAUCUUGAAGCCAUUGCCAUCGAGAUCAACGACAAGGAUGUCAACGCUUCCAUCCCCCAUGGAUUUCGCGAGCCGGCACGAUUCAAUGAAACGUCAAAGAGGCACAAGUUUUACGUUGGCAACGAUGACAGGAACACAGGUUGGGUGACCCUGGACGCGGUGCCGUGGUCAAAGAGCAAAAUAUCAAAGUGGCAGCCUAACCCGACGACUCAGGGCCCGUGGCCGGAACACAAGCCCUGGGACAAGCCAAGCUUCAAUAAGCCGUGGAACUCGGACUAUCCGUCCAGACCGGCUUCGUACGAGACCGGCAAGCCAUGGCAAAACAAACUGACGCGGCCCGAGUGGUCCGACAACGACGGCUCGGGCUCGAGCAAGCCCUGGUACUCCGAGCGACCGCGUCCCAUUCAGCACGAGCGGCCCUCUUAUCCUGCGAUCGCCAACGACGAGGACAAUCCGAAUCAGGCGCAAAAGUGGCCACCGGAGCGACCCGCCUGGGACCGCGAGCCAUCCCGUCCCUCUUUGGACACGGAUGAUAGCCCAUCCAAUUUUCCGCCCAACAAUUGGGAGAACUAUGAGCCAAAGCCAAGCUACACGCAUCACACGGAGAGCUACGUAAGCGAAUCAGGUGGUUGGCACGACCGCAACGACUUCCCGAGUCCCAACAGCCACAACGGCCACAACGGCAAGCACCGGCCCUCCGACGACGGCUACAACGACCGACCACAUUUCUCCCACUACAAGUAUCCGUCGAGCAGCCGAUUCGGCACCAGCGGCGGCAACUAUCCGCCGAACCACCCGUCCAGCGGCGACGGACAGUGGAUCCUCUUGUCCACGAAUCGCGGCUACUCCAAGUCACGGCAGCGCUCCAUCAAGCUCGACGCCCUCGUCAACGCCGAUACCAAGCAGGCCUUUCCCGCGAACGCGAAGAAACAGCGAUUUCCUCAGCACACGGCCGACAACGAGGAGCACAUGCCCGCCGUGACCUCGAAGAGGCAGGUCCGACUGAUCGUGCUGCCGUCGCUGAACGCCACGAACACGACGACCUCGCACGGCGGCCUCUUGGAAGUCGAGCCCUCGUUCAAGACUGUCGAGCAGAGCCGAAGGGAGUACGAGCUCGAGAUGCACAAGAAGCAAAACAACGCCACCAAUGGCACGGCCGACCGGCCGUCGGGCACAAAGAUCCAGGUUAACAAGCGCCCGACGCGGAACAAACUCGCGACCGGCUCUGCCACGAGCUCGGCUGUUUUAGCAGCCGUCGGUGCGGGUAUGGUGCCCGCGACGAUGGCCAUGAUGAUACCGAUGAUGCUCGGUAAGAAACGGAGGAGAAGAUCGGCCGAUUACGACCAGUUGGCGUUUAUCAGCGUGCCCGUGGAGUCUUUGUUGGGCGACUCGCCAAGGCGAAGGAGGGCGUAG